CCUGACCCCCUUGGGAUGAUGUCAAGAUCCAAAUAUUGAGAGAUUCCUCUGCCCAAAUUAAUCUGCACGUGAGACCAUGUGGUGUCAAUAAUUCUGAUUUUAUUUAACACUAAAUGGGAGGUAAAAGAAAGAAAUAGAAAAGAGAUGAGAGAGAUGAAGCAGAAGAUAUUUGUCAUCAACAUUUUAGGGAAUCCUUACAAGGAGAAAGCAAAACCAAACCCAAAUGUGACACUGGCUCCUAUUAAAGCAUUUUUGGUGCAUUCCCCUGUUAUUGGCUGCUCUUCCCAAAUUCCUUCCAUUCUCCCCUGGCUGUGCUUGCAUUUCCCCGUGCUGCAAUCCCCAUUUCAGAGGAGUUCCCUCCCUCCAUCCUCCCCACGAGCGGUGCCAGAUCACUGCUCUGAGAGGGGAAAACACUGAAAAUGAACUAAAAACCUUCCUGGACUCCAAGCAGAAUUCCUUAGCAGGAUCUGAAGGAAGCUGUGGGAGUGAAGAGGGAGCCAGGCACCGUUCCAGAGCAGCGUGACACAAAUUCCACGUGGGAUCAGCAGAACACUCGGAGAGGCAGUGGGAGUCCGGUUGCUGAAAUCUGGAAUUUUCCAUCAAAAUUGACCCUGCAUCCAACUAAACCUCACCUGAAGGCUCCUGAGCUCCCAGCUCCCGUCACAGCAGAAAAGGACAGAAAAGUGUUCUCUGUUCCACAAGAAAAGGAGACUGAAAACCUCUUUUUUUCCAAGGAUGGUGGAGAAAAACAAUCCUGUUCCAGCUGGAGACUCAAGGACAAUCUCUUCAAACUCCAGGCCCAAAGCACAAACAAGGCUUUGCAAGGUCUCCACCUGAUAUAUUGGAAGUGGUAACAAACUCUUGAGAUGGAUUUUUGAAAUCUUUAGACCUCUGACCAGGCUUGCAGUGAUGACACAGAGUCUGUGCAGGUUGAACUUGGUUUUCAUCCUGUGGAUUUCCAUGACAUUGGUGUGCUCGGGUUUCCCAGUUGGCCCUUCCAUGAGCACCAACCCUUUUUAUUUGACCUGCCAGCUGUAUGGGCAAUGGGAUUCGUGCCUGGUGCUGCUGAGCAGCUGCCUCUCCAAGGUGGGCAGGGGUGAGGAGCUGCCUCUUGGGAAGCCUCUCCCGGAGUCCCCUCUCCACAAAAGGUCCUUCCGCAACGGCGUCGGAGCGGGAAUUAAAAAAACUUCCUUCCGAAGGGCAAAGUCCUGAGCAAAUGCCCCAAAGCCCGGCCCAAGUUUUGACAUUUGAUGUCCAAAGUUCUUGCUUUGAGUUCCUUUUGAUGCUUUUCUCUGUGGAAGCCACCUCUGACAGAGUCCCCAGGUGUCGUUUUCCGAGCGCCGCGAGCCGAGCGGAGCAGAUGGAGCAGCAAAAUUCCAUGCAGAUUCCAAAUUCUUGGCUCGGGAAGGGCUUUGUUCCCAAAGUUACAGUGGCAUCAAGUUUUGUCUCGAAAUCAGUGUUUUCAUUUGCUUAAUUUCCCUCCUUUGCCAGGCUGCAGGUUUUAAUCGAGCUGUUCUUUGAUUAGUACAGAGAUAAUCCCGUGCUUUGAGGAGAUGUGUGCACACAGCCUGUGGGGAGGACGGAGUAUUCCCAAAAUCCCUCCUCUCUGCCAGGCAUGAGGCAUUGCUGUGCUUUCCCAUCCCAAAUCACAUUUACUUGAAGACAACUGGUAAUUUUAAUACAGAUUUAAAGUAUCCUUCAUUUCAGGUUUCAAGUGAUAUGAAGGGCCACUGGUGAAAGAAUCAGGCCUUACUUGUAACUUCCACUGGCGUUUUAAUAUAGUUAUUUAAAAUUACUUUCACAGGAAAUAGUCUCUGGAGAUGUCUCAUCUCAUAUCCAGAAGAAUCCUGGGAAAUCACUCUAAGGCAGGGUAUCAGCACUGCUCCCUGUGCCUCAAUUAAUUGACUUAGGUAGGCAACACCCAGCUGAUGAAAUGUGCCAAAUCUGGGAAUUUUUUUUUAAUUUCCUGUUGGAAAAAAAAAAUAAAACAAGGAAAAAGUAAUUUGAUGUGAAAUAUGUAAAUGUGGUGUGGAGGAAAGGUCACCUGCUGAGUUACACACGUGUGAGUUCUACUUGUGGCCGUGUCCCCUGAGUGUAACAAGCUGUGCCCUUGGCUUGAAAAUGUGGCAGAGUGUCUCUGCAAUGCCUUUUGCAGUCAAAGCUGUGAUAUUAAUUAUAAUAAAUCACUCUAUGGAUGUUUUCUAAUAUUUCCCUGUUAAAUAUCAUAGUUUGGUCAUCAUUUUUAACCCUACAAUGAGGUGGUUUGGUGUCAUCACCUCUGUGAUGCCCUCCCUGAGCUCAUGGGGGAAAGUGAGCCCAGCAUGGAGCUGUG
Passer montanus (Eurasian tree sparrow) is the source of this 2332-nucleotide messenger RNA. It is a transcript of the gene NPS, whose product is annotated as neuropeptide S. NCBI's taxonomy places the organism in Eukaryota, Metazoa, Chordata, Aves, Passeriformes, Passeridae. Bases 910 to 1212 code for a protein of 100 amino acids. Gene Ontology annotation, biological process: positive regulation of action potential; positive regulation of synaptic transmission, glutamatergic; neuropeptide signaling pathway. The record is from RefSeq and is a predicted model, not a curated record. Gene Ontology annotation, cellular component: extracellular region. The transcript has 6 exons.